Dermacentor andersoni is the source of this 3754-nucleotide messenger RNA. RefSeq names its product Na(+)/citrate cotransporter-like. The record is from RefSeq and is a predicted model, not a curated record. Gene Ontology annotation, cellular component: plasma membrane. NCBI's taxonomy places the organism in Eukaryota, Metazoa, Arthropoda, Arachnida, Ixodida, Ixodidae. Gene Ontology annotation, molecular function: succinate transmembrane transporter activity; citrate transmembrane transporter activity. Gene Ontology annotation, biological process: succinate transport; transmembrane transport; citrate transport.
GCAAUUGCGGCGUAUCGAAACAAGCGGCGAAAUCCUUCUCUUCUCGCCGUCGGAAUUGACUGCCCUUAACGAGACACAAGAGGCGUCUUCCCUUCACACGUACACGGUCGCGAGGGCUCAAUGGUGCCGUUAUCUUUCGCAACGCUGUGACUCUGCACCCGCGCUCCUACGCACACGUGUGUUGCCACCGCGAGGGGCACUAGCGUUAACGGCCCGCGGGCAGGAAAUUUGCUGCACCUAUUCCACCCCGGCCGUUGGUUUCGCGAUAGAGUAAGCUACGAAUUCUUCAGUCGUUUACGAGGCGUUCUGGCAGGUCAUUGCGCUGCGCCCGACUUGUCGACGUUCGGUGUGAGAAAGAUCGAGGGGCGAGUGAGCGCGCAUUGGAAAAAAAAAAAAAAAGGCGCACGGCGCGAGGCUGAUAAGAUUUGCUGCGAUCUGGAUCGAUCCGGUGAGCCGUCUCGGAGCCGUGCCCAUAAGUUACCCCGUUAAGGCGACACUUCGAAGAAAGUUCUGAGUCGUCGAUAUUUUUGUACUACGUUCCAGCGGAGUUCUGGUCGAACAGGUCGUUGAACCGUGCGGCUGGUCGCUCGUGUAACGUUUUGGUGGAAACAUGUCUGACGCGAGUUUCUGCGACGUCCCUUGUGCAGCGUUUCCGGAAGUGUCCUGGAAAGAAAAACUCCGCGCCAAGGUGUCGCUGAGUUCGAGAGUGCUGGGCAAAUCGUGGCGACUCCUCUACAUCUUCGGCGUUCCCUUGCUGCUGCUUCCAGUGGCCAUGUAUGUUGAAGGAAAGGCAGGAUGGUGCGCAUACAUUCUCCUUUGGAUGGCGUUCUACUGGUCGGCCGAAGCGAUUCCACUGGCCGCUACGGCGCUGAUGCCUGUCUUCCUAUUCCCGUUUUUUGGCAUUCUGAAUUCGCAGAAGGUGGCUUCCUUCUACCUCAACGAAAUUGGCAUGGUUAUGCUGUGCUCUCUCAUCAUGGCUGGCGCUGUAGAGACGAGCAACCUACACAAAAGAAUAGCGCUGAAAUCAUUACUCGGAAUAGGAACAAGCAAUCUGAGACUACUGCUGGGAUUUAUGCUGGUGACCAUGGCACUCUCUGUGUGGAUACCAAAUACAGCGUCAACUUCAAUUAUGGCGCCAAUCGUCAUUGCGGUCGUUGAUCUCGUGCACACCGCUUCCUCCUCUGUGGAAGACGACGAGGAAGGGAAUGCGUCUGAAUGCCUUAACAAGGCCAAGGACAGUGCUCCGGUGCCACAGCGCAAGCUUUCAAGUUCUCAGCUGACACGGCAGAAGGCACUGCUGACGACGAUGCUGCUAUCAGUGGCGUACGCCGCCAACAUCGGCAGCACGGGGUCACCGAUCGGCACCGGGCCUAAUUUGGUCCUGAAGGACCUUAUCGACGAAAUGUUCCCGAGUUCCACCGAAGUUUCUUUCGCGUCCUGGAUGCUGUACAACAUACCGACGAUGAUUCUUUGCGUCCUCGUGGCCUGGGCCUACCUCCUGCUUUCUUCCAUCAGAACAAUGCGUAGCUCAAGCCACUGCACGGCACAGGAGAAAGUCCGGGAAGAGAUUGCCAGGCGGUACAACGAGCUUGGCCCACUUAGCUUUCCGGAGGUAUGUGUCAUGUUCCUGAUGGUUGUGAUGAUCCUGCUGUGGGUCACUAUGGAGCCACUGCUGCUUCCAGGAUGGGUGGAUCUUUUGCCGUUCGGAAACGCCAUCAAGGCUUCCGCACCGGCCAUGCUGGUGACGCUUUUGCUCUUCUGCAUACCACGGGAUCCGAGGCAGCCGUGGAAGAGCGGGCCCAUAAUAACGUGGCGCGAGGCCAGCGACCGGGCCCAGUGGGGCGUCAUGAUUCUCAUCGGUGGUGGAAUGGCUGCCGGUGAAGCCUGCAUGCAAUCCGGGCUCUCGUCCCUUCUCGUCGAGCGUCUCAAGGGUCUCGAGGUGCUCCCCGAAGUGCUCACUGUGCUCUUGCUCUGCUUUGCGGCUUCCAUGUUGACUGAGGUGACGAGCAACGCGGCUGUCAGUUCCAUCCUCCUCCCUGUCGUCUGCAGAACGGCAGUCGCCCGGGGCGUUCACCCGCUGUACUUCGCCAUCCCGGUGACCAUCGGCUGCUCGUUCUCCUUCAUGCUGCCGGCGGCCACGCCACCCAACGCCAUCGUCUACGACCUCGGCAAUCUGCGCAUACCCGACAUGGCGAAGCCAGGGCUUAUGAUGAACAUGCUGUGCUCCCUGGUAGAGACCGCCAUGAUCCACGCCCUCGGAGUCUACGUCUUCGGCCUGCAGUCCUUUCCCGAGUGGGCGAGAGAAAAAGAAUUGUCGCCCUUGCUGAAUGUCACCGACAGCCACGUACACACGUCAAUUUCAAUGGCACAAAACUACACAAAUGUACUUUCCGCUCUAACAGAACGAGCAAUAAUAUAACCACCUGUUUGACGAAAAUGGCCUCGAGAAAUUCGCUAUAGACGUGCACGGAAAUGGACCAUUAAUCUAUAGAGGUUAGAAGGCUCCAGCCUCUAUAAUUAAACCGCAGGUAACGAAUAAAGUCGCUGCCGCCAAUGCAGAAGGGUCUUCAGAAAAAAAAGAAAAAAAGAUCGUUUUUACCCACAAAUAACAUUUUGGUGUCUUUUUUUUCUUAUUUACUUCCCUUCUCCAUAUCUUUAACUUCCUUUUCUAUGAUCUCCUUUUUAACGAGUAGGCAGGCUUUGUGCCCUUCUCGGUGGCAGCUGACAGCCUGCUUCUUCCCUAUUUCCCUAUCGCUGGAUUCUACCUGUGUGUUUUCGUAUGAAAUAAUAGUAAUAACUGCUGAUGAGUUGUUCCGCCCGUGUGUAGAACGAAACUUCAUGAUUAGCGUAAGUAUACUGUAUUGAGGGUCUACUUCACUAAGCUUUUCAUUCGCAUGAUCAUAUCGUCAGUGGCCGGCAGCCUUUGCUCGUAAUAUGUGUAGUUUCACUCACAAGCCGGCGGUUGUUCCUACAAAUUGCAGGAGCAUGCGUGUGAACGAUUUGUGCAUAAGCGGGUCCAGCUCAGCUGCGACACAUCGCUCGAUCUUAUUAAGGUAAAUAUAGACAAGUGCCAUAAUACUGCUGACUUUAUAUUCAUGGCAACAUUCUCCUGCCCACCGACUGUACGAUGACUACAGUAGCAGUAAGAACUGUAAAUAAAGGAAUAAUUGCCACAAAAAGGUUGACCACGAUUUAUUUGAGCUGUUUGGUUGCCAAAUUGUCUAUCUUUCGUUGAGUGUAGCAGCAUGAAAUAACUUUUGAGUGGUGUUGUGACAAAGAUAAAAACGAUUCGGUGACGAAACAACAAAGCAUGUGUGUAAGUAGAAACAGGUCAGCAGAUCAUGCGGCAUGAUGUGCGUUGGGUGUGUCGGGCUGAAUUUAGUACUGCUUUCACUUCCUUCGUCCCCAUCAUAUUCACCGACUCUAUGGCCGCUUGCCUGCGUAGGAUAUCCCCCGAGGCGACCUACAUUCAGUCGUAGAAAUCGUCCGGAUGCCAGAUCACUAGGGUGCACCAGGUAACGAAAAUGAAAUCCUGGCUACCCAAAAUCACAUUCCUUGGGGGUGCGAGGGCUUACCCCCUCCCAGGUCGCUCCUGCCAGCUCCCUCAGAACAGACGCGGGAUGAGCUGCUCAGAACGCCGGAUGUAAAACUACAAAAAGCCCUCGUUGCCUGGGCCGAAAGGGUCGCUGCUCGUGAGGGGCCAUCCUAGGACUCGGGCCUGCCACUGAGCAGAAUCUCAAUAAAGUUGCUACCA